AUACACUUUGUUGUCAUCCUGAAGGAUGUUGAUAGACAUUUCACGUGUGAGCGCAAAAUACGUUUCAUUUCCUGUCAUGUUGCGCUUAGUGGAUCUUCGACGUCAUCAUCUCUUUUUUGUCACUCCCAACUACAAACUGCAAAGUUGCUCGACAAAGAACACACUCGUGUUGUAAAGCCCAUGCGUAGCUGGGUAGUAAGCCUUUUUUGACCGACGCAACAACGGGUAGAAAGAUGAGACUCUUAUCUUUGUUGUGUUUCUUCAGUUUUAUUUGGUUGGCAGACUGUGCACCACCGACAUGCUAUUCCCGAGUGCUUGGCUUGAGCAAGGAAAUAAUGGACCUUUUGGAAAAACUACACAAUUGUCAUCGCACGGUGAGCUAUUUCAAUUUCGUAAUUGAUUUGAUAAAAACAGUUAUUUUCUUAUGUAUCCAAAUGAUUUCUAAUUUAAACGUUUUAUGUUGUAGAAAACCUGCGUGGAGAUUCUGCCCAAGAUGUUUCUGGAUGUGCACGUAAGUUUAAACCAUGUAGUUUAUCUGAACAAAAUAUUGAUUCUCAGACGUCAUGUCAGUAUUGAAGAAAAGGUCGACAGCGUGAACCAGAAUCUGAUUUGAUGUCUCAUUGGGUUAUAUUGCAUUAACAGUAAUGAGUUGGUGAUGCACUAUACAUGUUUCAUGUAGAUUAGAAGAUGCAUGCAUUCCAUAAUGUGAUUGGAUGCGAUAUCAAAGCUUAAAAAUAUAACAUGCCAAUACAUUUUAAUUAAUAUAAAAGAAUUGUUGUAUACCAGUAUCUGAAACUGUUUUUGUGUAAUUUUAAAUCAAAAUAGUAUAAUAUUCAUUGAGCAAUAGGUUAUACAAUAUCAUUUUUAUUUCCCUGUAGAAUUCGUGCAUCACGACCAAGCUCCGUGACUUAAUCUAUGUUGUGGAGAACCUUCCUACGCAGUACUGCAGAGAGCGACCCAGGAUCCUGUUGUUGAAGCGCAAAGUUACCAACCUGUACACAAUCAUCAACAGAAUCUGUUAUCGGGUAUGUGUGUGCUCAGCUCUACAGAUUAAUUAACCGUGAUGUCUCUCAUAGUCAGAACAUAUAUAUAUAUUUUUAAAUGUCUGUCAUAGCCUAUUCUGUAUGUGGUGCAGGAAAUUACUAGCCUGUUUCCAGAUCUGUUCUGCCUUGCCAACUCUUAUAAGGACAAUGACAUGAGGUGACAAGAUGGCAUUUCUGGAACCAAGCUAGGGAAUUACAGCCCAGAGUUCAAUUCAGUAUAAAAGAUAACAUGUUUACUUCUGCUCAUUUAGUUUAUUGUCUGCCGAUGUUUCGUCAGCUUUGCUCAGCCUUUCACCCACAUUCUGCAGUUGGAGAUGUUGUGGAUGCCUAGGUCUGACUGUUUGACCUCCCCACAGGACCUAGUGUUUUUCACAGAUGACUGUGAGGCCAUUGAGACUGGACAGAGUACCCCUCGCUACGGAGAGGACAGACUCCAGCUGCUGGUGGAAGAGAAGAGUUGAACCCAUCCAGAGACAAACACACGCACACACAGCAUGCGCAAACAGAGCACGUAUCGCACACACACACACAAGUGAGAGGGUAUGUAAACCCUGUUUCACUCAAAAACACACACACACACAUACAUAACAUCACACACAACUCUAGU
Coregonus sp. 'balchen' is the source of this 1650-nucleotide messenger RNA. The record is from the annotation of a GenBank genome assembly. Lineage: Eukaryota; Metazoa; Chordata; Actinopteri; Salmoniformes; Salmonidae.